Molecule: messenger RNA, 1754 nt
Organism: Thlaspi arvense
Lineage: Eukaryota; Viridiplantae; Streptophyta; Magnoliopsida; Brassicales; Brassicaceae
Source: the annotation of a GenBank genome assembly
UAUGAAUUAUAUUUAGGCCCAUUUAGUUCUUAACUUUUACAGGACCAGUUUUAUGGACAGCUUGUGAAUUGUGAUGGUUGCUCAGAAAGUAAUUUGUUUUCUUCCUUCUCGUUCCCGUUCUCGUUCUUCUUUCAACCAGUAGAUCGCUUGAGCUGGGAAAGCAGCGUAAUCGGAUCAUUCGUUUAUAAAGGAUGUCAAUGGUUGAUGAGCCUUUAUACCCUAUCGCCGUGCUCAUAGACGAGCUAAAGAACGAUGAUAUCCAGCUUAGGUUAAACUCCAUUAGGCGGCUUUCUAUCAUCGCUCGUGCUCUUGGAGAGGAGAGAACCAGAAAGGAGCUGAUUCCGUUUCUUAGCGAAAGCAAUGACGACGACGACGAGGUGCUCCUGGCAAUGGCGGAAGAGCUGGGGGUUUUCAUUCCUUACGUCGGAGGGAUCGACCACGCGAAUGUUCUGCUUCCGCCUCUGGAGACUCUCUCGGCCGUUGAGGAAACCUGCGUCAGGGAGAAAGCUGUCGAUUCGCUUUGCAGGAUUGGUUCUCAGAUGAAGGAGAAGGACUUGGUUGAUCAUUUCAUUCCUCUAGCGAAGCGACUUUCAGCUGGUGAGUGGUUCACAGCUAGAGUAUCAGCAUGUGGGAUUUUCCAUAUUGCUUACGCAAGCGCGCCAGAUCUGGUGAAGACGGAGCUGAGGUCGAUAUAUAGUCAGCUCUGUCAAGAUGACAUGCCAAUGGUGCGCAGAGCUGCAGCAACCAAUUUAGGGAAAUUCGCUACUACAAUUGAAUCAGCUCAUUUGAAGACGGACAUUAUGUCCAUGUUUGAGGAUCUUACGCAAGAUGAUCAAGAUUCAGUUCGUUUAUUGGCUGUCGAGAGUUGUGCUGCUCUUGGGAAGUUGUUGGAGCCCCAGGACUGUGUUGCACACAUUCUUCCUGUGAUUGUCAAUUUCUCACAGGAAUUAUCUUCGGACUCGUCUCAGCAUGUCAGAUCUGCUCUGGCCUCAGUUAUAAUGGGAAUGGCUCCAGUCUUGGGUAAGGAUGCAACAAUUGAACACCUUCUUCCAAUUUUUCUUUCUUUAUUGAAAGACGAGUUUCCUGAUGUACGGUUAAACAUUAUCAGCAAACUUGACCAAGUGAACCAGGUUCACUCAAUCCGAGACGCUGCUGCAAACAAUCUGAAGCGUCUUGCUGAAGAGUUUGGUCCUGAGUGGGCAAUGCAGCAUAUAGUUCCUCAGGUUCUAGAGAUGAUUAACAAUCCACAUUAUCUCUAUCGGAUGACAGUUCUUCGUGCAGUAUCACUUCUGGCUCCAGUAAUGGGAUCCGAGAUCACAUGCUCCAAACUCUUACCUGCUGUGAUAACUGCAUCUAAAGACAGGCAAGUUGUGGAGAAGAUGAUACGGCCAUGCUUGGUGGAGCUAAGUGAAGACCCAGAUGUUGAUGUUCGGUUUUUCGCAAAUCAAGCCCUCCAAUCUAUUGACAAUGUGAUGAUGUCUAGCUAAUUCUAAAGCAGACACAGUUUGAGUUUGUUAGAAAGAGUGCAUUGAAUUUUUGUAACGCUACUUAAAAACUUUUGUGUGUUUCUGUACUUUACACGUAAAGCGACCGUAAACGAGUGUCCAUUUGUAGAUGUCUGCUACUUAUGUCAGCUUCAUGUUUUUGUGAUUUGUGGGAAGCUUUUUUCCUCUUUUGUCCUUCAUUUUUGAUCAGCUUAACAUAGUUUUGGGACUGAAAACUGUUUGCUUUCGAAAUUGACAUAUUUAAAAUUG